UCUCACUUUCUUCCAUCGCCUUUACACUUGGCCUUGCCUUAGCACUAACAGUAUCAUCAUUAUUCAUCAUCAUUCUUCUAAAGACGACUCUACCAAGAACAUGUUAUGUAGCCUAAGACAAUCGAGUAUGUCGAAAUAAACUUUUAAGCACUUUCCUAAAAUCAAGGAUAACUAAAACUCAAUAUCUAAGAGUUAACUUACCCGUCAACAUGUAUAUGAAUUUCAGUGAACAAAUUGAGAGUGGAGAAGCUCAAGAAUAUGCUUUUUUCAGGUAGAUUAGAGGCAUUAUUAUCAUGUGGAAGGACAAUUCCCUCAAACUAGAAGAUAUUUCCAUCACCAUCCAAGCCAUCCACACCAUGGUUAAGGCUUGGGCGUUUGAAGACAUUCCUUAUUUGAGACAACAAGUUAACUACCGGAAAGAAGUUUUAUGUCCAAGAAUGUUGAGAUGGUUGUCAGCCAAAGCUGAUAAAAAUGCAAAAUUUCUUGAUCUAUUCACCCCCCUGAAGGAUGCAAAGUUGAGUGGAUGUGAUUAUUUUGAUUGGUAUGAAGAACGACACCCUUCACAAGUAAAUCGUAUAAUCUGGGGUUUGUUGAAGAAAGUCAAGGCUUUUAAAGAGAAACGAAAUUGA
This is a messenger RNA of Capsicum annuum, 629 nucleotides long. RefSeq lists its product as uncharacterized. Lineage: Eukaryota; Viridiplantae; Streptophyta; Magnoliopsida; Solanales; Solanaceae. Bases 294 to 629 code for a protein of 111 amino acids. The record is from RefSeq and is a predicted model, not a curated record. The transcript is spliced from 4 exons.